GCAGUGAAGUAAUGGAGGAGCGUCGUUCCAGCUCGGAGCGACAAUCUUUGUUUUUUUUCUGACUGAAAGCAGGUGAUUACCGGAAAAGAAACACCGUCAACUGAACAUCUGGAGCCGCGUGAGUCCCGCGCGUGCCUCUGACAGGUGUUCGUCUGGAAGAGAAAGACCGGAGAAUGGCGGGGUUUAUGUGCUGCUAGCAGCUAACUGCUAACAGCUGGCAUUUCUCUCCAGUCAGCUGAUCAAUAAUCUUUAUUUCAUCUCCUAAAACACGAAUUCAGCUCUCCUAUUGCGUUUAUUUACAGAAACGGAUGUUUAUUUACUCUAAAAGUGGAGGUUUGCCGCUUUGUUGUUAGCAUGGAGGCUAACUGUUAACUUCAGGAAGUGUACAACAUAGAAGCGGAUAGAUGUAGAGAACAUAGAGUGAAUGUAGCUGUGUAGACGUGUUGCGGCUCCGGCUGAUUUCUGUUUCCGGUCAGUCCGCGGAGGUCAAAGGUCAAGCAUCCCAAGAUGACCUCCGCCACCCGGGUCCGCGCCGAGUCCUCCAGGGUCAUGACCUUUCACCCUUCCAGAGAGGAGUUCAGAGACUUCGGGCGCUACGUGGCCUUCAUGGAGUCUCAGGGAGCGCACCGGGCCGGGAUGGCCAGGGUGGUCCCUCCCAAAGGGUGGUCGCCGCGGCGUUGCUACGACGACGUGGAGGCGCUGUCCAUCCCGGCGCCGCUGCAGCAGGUGGUGACGGGUCAGGCGGGACUCUUCACGCUGUUCAACAUCCAGAAGAAGCCGCUGACGGUCCAGGAGUUCCGGAAGACGUCCGGCCUGGACAAGUUCCGCGGUCCCAGCUGUCUGGAUGCGGAGGAACUGGAGAGGAAGUUCUGGAAGACCCUGACCUUCGACCCCCCGCUGUACGGCGCCGACGUCAGCGGAACGCUCUACGACCCCGACGUGACGGAGUGGAACGUGGGCCGGCUGGACUCCAUCCUGGACGCGGCGGAGGACCGGGCGACGGCGCCGCUUCUCAACUUCGGCAUGUGGAAGAGCGCCGCCGCCUGGCACACCGAGGACAUGGACCUGUACGGCAUCAGCUACCUGCACUUCGGAGAGCCCAGAACCUGGUACGCCGUUCCGCCGGAACACGGCAAGAGACUGGAACGACUGGCCAAGGGCUUCUUUCCAGGGAACGCUCAGAGCUGCGCCGCGUUCCUCCGCCACCGGAUGACGCUCAUCUCGCCGCGGGUGCUGAGGAAGUACGGCGUCGCCGUGGAGACGGCCACCCAGGAGGCGGGGCAGUUCGUGGUCACCUUCCCCUUCUGCUACCACGCCGGGUUCAACCACGGCUUCAACGUCGCCGAGUCGGCCAACUUCGCCACGCGGCGGUGGAUCGACUACGGGAAGCGGGCGGCGCUGUGUUCCUGCCGUCAGGACGGGGCCCACAUCUCCAUGGACGUCUUCGUCCGGAGGUUCCAGCCAGAACGCUACGAGCGCUGGAGGGCCGGGAAGGACCUGGCGCCCGUCGACCACUCCGGACCGGCGCCAGAGGCCGCCCACGUCCCGAGAGGAGGGGCGGGGGCGGGGCCAGGGCCGGACCCUCCACCUCGACAGGACCUGGACGAGGAAGAGGGGGCGGAGCCAAGCAAGACCAGUAUGUCCAGAAAAGAGUCCCAGGACAAAGACGGCGCCGCGGUGAAACCGUCCUCCACCCGAACCAAGAAGACGUCCAGCAGGCGGAGGAGUCCUUCCAAGAAGGCGCCAGCCCCGGCCCCGGCCACGGCCCCCCCCGAGGAGGCGGAGCCCGGCGCCGACCCUGCCGCCGCCACGCUGUUCCAGAGGACGCUGAGUCCCGCCGACGUCCUGCACGUCCACAGCUACGCCAAGGGAGACUACGAGGACGACGGUGCGGGCGCCGGCCAGCAGGGGGCGGCGGAGCCGGAGCCCGAUGUGGGGGGGCCGCCUCUGGUGAAGGAGCAGAGUCACGACGGGGAUCAAGGUUGCCAUGAGGAGCCCCCCCUCGUGGAGCCGGGCGGCCUGCAGGGGGAGCCGUGGGCCAAACCUCUGGCCCACCUCUGGCAGAACAACCCCCCCAGCCUGAAGAAGGAGCGCGAGUACAACCGCCGAGCCGGCUCCACGCCGCCGUACUGCUCCGUCUGCUCGCUGUUCUCCUCCCAGUGCAGCCAGGCGGCGCCUCUGGCCCCCCCGCCGGCCCGGACCAAACCGCUGAUCCCCGAGUCCUGCUUCAGCACCACCACCGAAGAAGACUCCCGGAGGCCGCCGCCGCCCGCCGCCGACGGCACCAGCGCCCUGCUCAGCUGCUCACGGUGUAGCGUCCGCGUGCAUGCCUCGUGCUACGGCGUGGAUCCCUCCAGCGUAGGCCAGGAGUGGGAGUGUUCACGCUGUAAGGCCGACGCUGUGGCGGAGAGCUGUUGCUUGUGUGCGUUGAGGGGCGGAGCCUUACAGGAAACCACCAACAACAAGUGGGUCCAUGUGUUGUGCGCGGUCGCGGUGUUGGAGGCUCGUUUCGUCAACGUCACCGAGAGACGUCCGGUUGACCUGAGUGGGAUUCCUCUGCAGAGAUUCAAGCUGAAGUGCUACUACUGUAAGAAACGGCUGAAGAAGGCGUCCGGCUGUUGCGUCCAGUGCUCCCACGGCCGCUGCCCCACCGCCUACCACCCCACCUGCGCCCAGGCGGCCGGCGUCCUCCUCCAGCCGGACGAGUGGCCGUUCGUGGUGCACGUCACCUGCUGCCGACACAAAGGCCCCGCCCCCGUGGAGCGCGACAAAGCCGCCAUGCUGGAGCUGGCCGUGGGUCAAAAGGUCAUCUGCAAGCACAAGAACGGGCGGUACUACCAGUGCGACGUGGUGCGGCCGUCCCGGGAGACCUUCUACGAGGUCAACUUCGACGACGGCUCCUUCAGCGACAACCUGUUCCCCGAGGACAUCGUGAGUCGGGACUGCGCGCGGCUCGGCCCGCCGCCGCCGGGCGACGUGGUGCAGGUGCGGUGGACCGACGGCCUGGUGUACGGCGCCAAGUUCGUCUCCGCCCACGUCAUCCAGAUGUACCUGGUGGAGUUCGAGGACGGCUCGCAGCUGACGGCCAAGAGAGACGACGUCUACACCCUGGAGGAGGAGCUGCCCAAGAGGGUCAAGUCGCGGCUGUCCAAGGCGUCCGACAUGAGAUUCGACGGGAUCUUCGAGGAGAAGGAGAUCAUCCGGGAGUCCAAGAGGCAGCGGGUGAUCAACUCCCGUUACCGCGGCGACUACAUCGAGCCGGUCAUCUACCGCGCCAUCAUGGAGUGAAGCAACAAGAACUCCCGUUUCCGUGACAACCGUUCAGUUCUUGUUGGAAAAAAAAGUUACACUGCUUUAUUCAUACUGUUAUUCUGUUUUGUUUUGGGUUUUUUUUUUUUUUUUGGGGGGGGGGGGGUGUCAUGGAAACGGGAUCUUUUAGCAUAAUUUCAGUUCCGUGUUCUUUAAUCUUUGAAAUUGCUUCACAGUUUUAUUCUGAAAGGACAGAAGCACGCUCCCUCCUCCACCUCCUUUUUAUUGUUUCUUAAUAAAAAGAAUUAAAAUAUCUGA
Molecule: messenger RNA, 3567 nt
Organism: Salarias fasciatus (jewelled blenny)
Lineage: Eukaryota; Metazoa; Chordata; Actinopteri; Blenniiformes; Blenniidae
Gene: kdm4aa
Product: lysine (K)-specific demethylase 4A, genome duplicate a
Exons: 16
Coding region: 508-3288 (926 amino acids)
Biological process (GO): chromatin remodeling; regulation of gene expression
Cellular component (GO): chromatin; nucleus
Molecular function (GO): histone H3K36 demethylase activity; histone H3K9 demethylase activity
Source: RefSeq, a predicted model, not a curated record